GCGUUUGUUUCCCUCUGUGUACAGCAGUGUGCAGAAGUGUUGAUUGGCGGUGCGCAGGCGCGCUUGAGCUCAGCUGUGAUCUGUGGAAAGUUGAGCAUUGGAGGAGGCGCGCGGUCUCCAGCAGUGGCUGAUCGGAUGUUCCUGAAGUUCAGCACAUCAGCUGUUGCUCUGUAUGUGAUGGUGCCCUGAUAUCAGUCCGGUCUGGCCCUGGUCAGCCCGCUUCGGUCCGGGUCAGAUCAGCCUCUCUCACCGGCAGCAUGGCAUUCGGAGUUCAGCUCGCGCUCUCGGCUCUCCGCGUCGUGCUGAUGCUCGCGGUCUGCUCCGGUGACAGUCUGUCUAACGAAGCAAAUCCAACCAAUCAACUGGGGCCUUUUGAUAAAGUGGAACACUAUGGAUCUACAGAACCGUGGCUUCUCAUUGGUGGACAGAAAAGACCAAUCAGCCUUUUGCAAUCAAUGGGACAUCCUGCAUCACUAAGGCUCCAGAUUAAGGCAGAAGGCAAACAGCUGCUGCUCAUUCUGCAGAAAAAUGAGGGGCUUUUUGCCAGUCAUUACACAGAAACACACUACCUGGAUGGAGGGAAGCCCAUCACCACAUCACCCAGCUCCAGAGUGAACUGUUACUACCAUGGAGAGGUGAAGGGCUAUCCACAUUCCGACGUCAUCCUCAGCACCUGCACUGGAAUCAGAGGACUGAUCACACUGAAAGAUAAAGUGUUGGUGCUGGAGCCAGCACAGAAGCCCAACAGCACCCUGCAUCAUAUCUUUAGAGGAGAGCAUCUCACCCUGCAGCAGGGGACAUGCGGACACGGACACAACGUCUCCCACACUGCAGGACUCUUCGACGCUACCGGGAGCUUCUUCAGCUCGCAUGGCAACAGGUACAAGAGACAAGCCCAGAGCAGCACUAAAUACGUUGAACUGAUCAUUGUAGCAGACAACCGAGAGUAUCAGAAACAGGGCAAGGAUGUGGAGAAAGUGAAACAGAGGCUGGCUGAGAUCGCCAAUUAUGUGGACAAGUUCUACAGAGCACUGAAUAUCCGUGUGGCCCUGGUUGGCUUGGAGGUGUGGAGUGACUCAGACAAAUGCCCUGUCUCUCAGGACCCGUUCACCACACUGCAUGAAUUCCUGGACUGGAGGAAACUCAAGCUUUUACCACAGAGACCACAUGACAAUGCCCAGCUUAUCAGUGGGGUGUAUUUUCAGGGCACCACCAUUGGCAUGGCUCCUAUCAUGAGCAUGUGUACAGCCGAGCAGUCAGGGGGCAUCGUCAUGGACCACUCUGAUAACCCCCUUGGAGCUGCAGUUACUUUGGCUCAUGAGCUCGGACACAACUUUGGAAUGAACCAUGACACACCGGAGCGGGGGUGUGGGUGCAGGGUGACAGCAGAUCGAGGCGGCUGCAUCAUGACUCCUUCAACCGGAUACCCCUUCCCCACUGUGUUUAGUUCAUGCAGUAAGAAGGACCUUUUGGUGAGUUUGGAUAAGGGAGUGGGGAUGUGCCUCUUCAACAUGCCUGAGAUGAAGGUGCUCUACGGAGGGCAGAAGUGUGGAAACGGAUACGUAGAAGAGGGGGAGGAGUGUGACUGUGGAGAUCUCGAGGAAUGUAUGAAUCCAUGCUGCAAUGCCAGUACAUGCACUCUGAAGUUGAAUGCAGUGUGUGCACAUGGCCAGUGUUGUGAAGACUGUCAGCUGAAGACUGCAGGUACACUGUGCCGCGAGCCCGCUAACUCAUGCGAUCUGCCAGAGUUCUGCACAGGUUCUGACCCACACUGUCCUGCUAACGUCUACCUGCACGACGGUCACAUGUGUCACGGUGUGGAUGGACACUGCUACAAUGGCAUCUGCCAAACCCAUGAACAACAAUGCAUCACGCUCUGGGGUCAGGGUGCAAAGCCAGCUCCAGGCAUCUGUUUCGAGAGGGUGAACUCAGCAGGAGACCCAUAUGGCAACUGUGGAAAAGACUCCAAGGGCUCAUUCGCAAAAUGUGAAGCACAAGAUGCUAAAUGUGGGAAGAUCCAGUGCCAGGGUGGGGCGAAUCGGCCAGUAAUCGGAACCAAUGCGGUCUCCAUAGAGACCAACAUCCCACUGCCGGAAGGUGGGCGUAUCCUGUGCCGGGGGACUCACGUGUAUCUGGGUGAUGACAUGCCAGACCCAGGGCUGGUACUGACUGGAACCAAGUGUGGGAACAACAUGAUGUGUCUGAAUCGGCAAUGUCAAAACAUCAGCGUCUUUGGUGUCCAUGAGUGUGCAGCCAAAUGCAGCGGACGUGGGGUGUGUAAUAAUAAAAAGAAUUGUCACUGUGAGGCACACUGGGCUCCACCUUUCUGUGAUAAAGCUGGAUUUGGAGGCAGCGUGGACAGCGGACCAGUGAGACAAGCAGAUGAUGACAGUAUAAAAGUGGGCAUCGUGGUAGCGUUCCUGUGUUUGCUCUGCGUGGCUAUGAUUGUCUGUGUUAAGAGGAAGACUCUGGUCAGCCUCUUCAUCAAUAACAAGAAAAACAACAUUGAGAAGCUGAGGUCAGUUGGACCAAGCAGGCUGAUCGUUCAAGAGCACACAAUUUCAGCCCCGGAGACACAAACACACACCACAUGCAGAGCAUCGCCUCAUUGUCAAGCUCCAGCCAUACCACAAAGUGCCAGCAUAUACAAGCCCCAGUGUUCUCUCCCGGUGUUGAAUGCUGUUGUCACUUCUCACACUCUUCGUGCUCUGCCCCAGUGUCCUCCACUCCACCUGAGCCCACUGUUACCAUUGCCCUUUGCCCCACCCACCCACCGUGCCCCUCCACCUCCCCUGCCACACACCCCCUCACCCCGCCACAGAGCCCCUCCAGCACCACACACACACUCCCACCUCCACAGUCCAGCACGAGGAGCCUCCAUCCUCACCUUAAGCUGCCAGAACACCUGCAGGAUGGCCAUGGAGAUGGAGAAGCCCAGCCCGCCUCAGAAGCCUUUGCCCGCUGACCCGUUAGGACGGAGCUCUCAGCUGGGACGGAGCCCACUAGCAACACAUCUUCCAGCUCCUGGCUCUAGACCGCCCAUCAUACUGCCUCACAGACCACCUCCUAAGCAGCCCCCCACGCUGCCAAAGCAUCAGUUCUUCACAGGAAUGAAGAAGCCCUGUAGCUGAGACAGAAGUCUGUGAGACCUGCAGUUCAAUCUGUUUUGCACUAUGAAACUCUGCUGGUCCUCAUGAACAGUGUGUCACGCUCGUGACGGCUUGACGGUUCGAUCCCUCGGUGCUACGCCUCCCUCCUUCUCCGGUGCUACGAAUCAACCCUCAGGUACACAUCGUACAUUAUUUAUGUUCAUCAAAAGUAUUUAUUUCUUCGUUGUUUUCGACAUUCUCUGUAGAGUUUUGCCCUGAUUUUGAUUGGAACUGCGAAUACUAUGAGUCGAAUACUAGCGUGUGGAGGGAGGCCUUAAAGAGAUAUACUCUACCCUGUGAAAAUAAAUUGAAGACUGUAAUGUUGGUGCUUUUUAUGCUUAAAAACUGGAAAAGGGGGGUGAUAUUUAGAAGGGAAUAGGUUGUCAGACUCAUCUCAGACUGCCAUAUUGGGAAGGUUGUCUAUAAGUUUACCAUACACUUAGAGGGGACUCUUGCUCAUAUAGACACACCUAUCCUGAACUUGAAAAACUACAUGGCUUUUCAUGGCAGUUAGAUAUUAAACAGUAUUAAAUUUGAUUGUUGGGAGUCGGUUUAACAUAACACACUGGUGUUUUUUAGUAUAAUCCAUAUCCACUGCAUCUGUAGCAUAACAGAGUAGAAUUUCAACACAUUCCUGAUAUUAAACAUAUUCACUAGAAACUUACUUAUAAAGGGCAGUUGUUGAAUUCUGUCACUAAACAUUUAUACGCUGUAUUGCCAAAAGUAUUGGGACACCCCUCCAAAUUAUUGAAUUCAGGUGUUGUUUUUCAGGGGUUGGGCUCGGCCCCUUAGCUCCAGUGAAAGGAAUUCUUAAUGUUUCAGCAUACCAAGAUAUUUUGGAAAAUUUCAUGCUCCCAACUUUGUUGGAACAGUUUGGGGAUGACCCCUUCAUGUUCCAACAUAACUGUGCACCAGUGCACAAAGCAAGGUCCAUAAAGACAUGGAGGAGCGAGUUUGGUGUGGAGGAACUAGACUGGCUGCACAGAGUCCUGACCUCAACGUGAUAGAACACCUUUGGGAUGAAUUAGAGCAGAUACUGUGAACCAGGCGUUCUUGUCUAACGUCAGUGCCUGACCUCACAAGUCCGCUUCUAUAGAAAUGGUCAAAAAUUCCCAUAAACACACUCCUAAACAUUGUGUAAAGCCUUCCCAGAAGAGUGGAAGCUGUUAUAGUUUCAAAGGGUGGGCCAAUUUAUGUGCAUAUAAAUGCAGAUGUCCCAAAACGUUUGGCAAUCUGUUGAAGUGAACAGUACUAUUAAAAGUAGUACCAAAAGCCACUCUUUUGCGUUAUAUAACGCCGUUCCCAAACCUAAAGCAGUUCUGGUUCCCAAACAUCUCUUUAAGUAUUUCUGUGCUUAUCACUGAGCUGUAUUAACUAUGCUGAUAGCAUAACCACCAAUUUUCUCCAACUCCAAGUUUAAAUGACAAAUUCACUGAUUAUUUCUAGAAAAUAAAAAUUACUUAGACGCUUGUUUGGUAUAUAUACACAGUAUUUAUAUACAGUUCUCAAUAGGGUAUUUGAUUUUCUCUGUAGAAAGCAGUGUGUUGAAAUAACUCUCUGAAAUAUGCUACAGAUGUUGCGGAUAGAGAUCAGGACAGAAAAAUACCAGUGUAUACCUUUCCAAUAUAUAAAACAAAAUUCCCAGAUGUUUAAAAACUCCCAGUAUGCCUGAACGCUCUGGGAUUCUUUGCUCUCCUCUAAAAUAAAGAGAUCUGCUUCAACUGGUUAUGAACGAUGAAGGCUAAAGGAGGUGACAUUGAGACAUUUGCACAGCAAGACCAAGAAAUUCAGUAAAAGGAUUUUGCAGUGGAUUGCAUUUUUUUUUUUUUAGAAUAUGAUCACACAAAAAACUUGACAUCU
This is a messenger RNA of Hemibagrus wyckioides, 5009 nucleotides long. It is a transcript of the gene adam12a, whose product is annotated as disintegrin and metalloproteinase domain-containing protein 12. Gene Ontology annotation, molecular function: metalloendopeptidase activity. The record is from RefSeq and is a predicted model, not a curated record. NCBI's taxonomy places the organism in Eukaryota, Metazoa, Chordata, Actinopteri, Siluriformes, Bagridae. Gene Ontology annotation, biological process: proteolysis. The coding region runs from base 258 to 3131 and encodes 957 amino acids. The transcript is spliced from 23 exons.